GCUGUUUUUUAAGGGAAAAGAAAAAAGAGAUUCUUUUUCUUGUGGGAUUUGACUAAUGCUUCAUGCAAUCAACUCUUAAAAUUAGAAGGUGAAAGCAUGGAAAGGCAGUAGGAGAACAUUGAUCAUGAGUGAUAAUUAGUGUUGUAAACAGAAAAAGACUCGUCUUUAUUAUCAACUAACCCUUGCAUACUUAUUAGUGCUCCCUUCUUUAUCCAAAAAGAACUCCCAUGCUUUAUUGCUUUCUUUAGCGCUUUAGCUGUAUGCUUACUUUUUGAUAAAUGUAUUAUGGAGUACUACCUUUUAUACUAAUCCUAAAGAUCGUAUAAUGACUGUCAGGCGAGAAUUGAACUGGACAUUUCUUUGUUUUCAUAAAUAGUGGCAUUUAUGCUUUGGUACAAAAAUUUUCCGUUAAUCCUAUUCUUUCUUCUCCACUCAUUUUAAUUUGAUGCUUAAAGUGUAAUUCCGAGGGUGGGUGGACUGACGUUAAUGACUGGACCCGGCGGAUGAAUUCCUUGGAAACACACUGGGUCUGGUAUUAAUCUAGCAUUCAUUCUGUUGGUCCACAAAUUAGUCUUCAAUCAAAGGCAGCUACUUUGCUAACAUGUGGCUCCCAUUCUGGUGUACAUUUAAUCCUUGAGUUGUUCGUUGAUACUUAGGCAUUACCAGAAAAUCGCUGCAACAGACCAACAAUUAUCCUAUUGAACUUACACCAGUAGGAUAUCUAUGAGGCUCUUCUUUCUUUUGACAUUGGUGUCCCUUUUCUUGCUCAUUUUUCCACCUCCAAAUCAUGCUGAUCUGGAAAAUGACAAGCAAGCUUUGCUUCAGUUUGCUGCUUCUAUCCCUCAUGGCCGGAAAGUGAACUGGACUUCUUCUGCCCCAGUAUGCACUGCUUGGGUGGGCAUUACCUGCAGCUCAGAUAACAAUAGUGUAGUUGCUGUCAGGCUACCUGGGGUUGGACUUAAAGGUCUUAUCCCUAAUAACACCCUUGGGAAGUUGGAUCACCUGACAACCCUCAGCCUCCGGUCAAACCUCCUCUCGGGAAGUCUUCCAUCUGAUCUGCUGUCCCUUCCUUCUCUCCAGUAUGUAUACCUACAACAAAAUAACUUAUCUGGAAAAAUACCAUCUUCAUUAUCCCCGCAACUCAACACAUUAGAUCUCGCUUCUAACUCCCUGCAGGGCGAAAUUCCAUCAUCUGUUCAAAAUCUGACUAAUUUAAAUAAAUUGUUCCUUCAAGAUAAUGCUCUUACUGGAUCCAUCCCCAAAUUAAAUAAUCAAAGUCUUAAAUAUCUGAAUUUGAGCAACAAUCACCUUAAUGGCUCAAUCCCAUUGGCUCUUAGUGGCUUUCCCAAUUCGUCAUUUCGGGGAAACACUGGCUUGUGUGGACCUCCACUUAAACAGUGCUCUGGAGUUUCUCCUGCUUCUGCUCCUGCUGUGUCUCCUUCAGAUAACGUGGGUCCUACACCUGCUGCUCAUGAAAAAAAACACUCGAAAAAGGGACUAAGCAAAGUGGCUAUCAUUGCCAUUGCAGUAGGAGGAGGUGUGGCACUUUUUCUUCUUCUGCUAAUGGCUUUCUUUUGCUGUUUAAGGAAAAAAGAUAGUGAAGGACAUGGUGUUCUUAAAGGCAAGGCUUUUGGUGCUGGAAGGACUGAAAAGCCCAAGGAAGAUUUUGGGAGUGGGGUCCAGGAGUCUGAGAAGAACAAAUUGGUUUUCUUUGAAGGUUGUUCCUUCAAUUUUGAUCUUGAAGAUCUACUAAGGGCCUCUGCUGAAGUGCUGGGAAAGGGAAGCUAUGGGACAACUUACAAGGCCAUCUUGGAGGAUGGAACGACAGUAGUCGUCAAGAGAUUGAAGGAGGUUGUGGUUGGCAAAAGAGAGUUUGAGCAGCAGAUGGAAACAGUUGGGAGGGUUGGUCAGCACCCUAAUGUAAUUCCCCUACGGGCUUAUUACUACUCUAAGGAUGAAAAACUUCUUGUUUACGACUAUGUAUCAGCUGGUAGCCUGUUGGCACGUUUGCAUGGUAGCAAGGAUGGUGAAAAACCACCACUGGACUGGGAAUCCAGGAUAAAAAUUUUACUAGGAGCUGCUAAAGGAAUAGCCCACAUCCAUUCAGCUGGUGGUGGCAAGUUCACACAUGGGAACAUUAAGUCCUCCAAUGUGUUUCUUUCCGAGGACCAUAAUGGUUGCAUAUCAGAUUUUGGUCUGGCUCCCCUCAUGAGCUUCCCUGCUGUCCCUCCUAGAACUGCCGGCUACAGAGCACCAGAAACAAUAGAGACAAGAAAAACCUCCCAAAAAUCUGAUGUUUAUAGCUUUGGUGUUCUCCUUCUCGAGUUGCUUACAGGGAAGACUCCAGUGCAAUCACCUGGACGUGAUGAUGUGGUUGAUCUCCCAAGGUGGGUGCAGUCAGUUGUUCGGGAGGAAUGGACUGCAGAAGUAUUUGACGCAGAGCUAAUGAGAAAUCAGAAUAUUGAAGAAGAGUUGGUUCAAAUGCUUCAAAUUGCCAUGGCUUGUGUUUCCAAGGUGCCAGAUUUAAGACCUGACAUGGGAGAAGUGGUGAAGAUGAUCGAGGAGACCAGGCAGUCGGAUUCUUCAAGCAGACCAUCGCCAGAGGCUGAGGGAUCAAAGUCUAAGGCUUCAGAUACCAUUACACCGUAAAAGUAACAAAGAGCAUUCAAUUGUUCUUUUGAUUUUAUCUUUUAGUGAAAAAGGAGGCUACUAACAAAGGACUGUACAUAGCUCAAAAUCUUGGUACUUGCUGCUAAUGAGGUCCCAGCUAUUCAGUGAUUCUUUUAGAGUUAUAAAUUAGGAACUCAAAUUGUGUCAUUCUUUUCUUUUUUCUCAGGUUUUUUAUUUGUUGAUCAGUAUAGGAGGGGUGUUGUAGCUAAAUUUGAUUCAAACAUUUGCCUUUUUUUAUUGGUGUUACUGACAUCUUGUAUAAGUGUAUCUGUGCUUGAAUUAGUCUUACAAUCAAUUAAACUCUAACAAAUUAGUUUGACAUA
Messenger RNA from Chenopodium quinoa (quinoa), 2993 nucleotides. Its product is annotated as probable inactive receptor kinase At5g58300. Bases 724 to 2649 code for a protein of 641 amino acids. Gene Ontology annotation, molecular function: protein binding; protein kinase activity; ATP binding. NCBI's taxonomy places the organism in Eukaryota, Viridiplantae, Streptophyta, Magnoliopsida, Caryophyllales, Amaranthaceae. The record is from RefSeq and is a predicted model, not a curated record. The transcript has 3 exons. Gene Ontology annotation, biological process: protein phosphorylation.